Triplophysa rosa is the source of this 3630-nucleotide messenger RNA. RefSeq lists its product as uncharacterized. The record is from RefSeq and is a predicted model, not a curated record. The coding region runs from base 197 to 1147 and encodes 316 amino acids. NCBI's taxonomy places the organism in Eukaryota, Metazoa, Chordata, Actinopteri, Cypriniformes, Nemacheilidae. The transcript has 13 exons.
UCUAGUCAGUGAACAACGCUGUCAGUCGCGGGAUUCGCUCGACGAGUUUACGGCGCUUUAAUCGGUGUCUGCUGUGGGAUUUGUGUCAGAUCUCAGUGCAGCAACUAAACAAGAGAUCAGAUCACCGAGCGAUUUCUUAUUUGUUCUGGAAAAGAGCUCGCGCACAACAGACGAGAAAGCGGCAGCGCGUGAGAAAAUGAUUCCGAACAAGUUUAGGCGUUUAAGGCCCAUCAUCAACACCACAGAACAACAAACUUGUUCAGGUGUUGAUGCUUUACGGCCACACCCACCUGCUGGGAAAAGACCUGUCCCACCACCCGUCCUCCCAAAAAGUAGAGCUCGGUGUAGCGUCUGUGGCAAAAUUCCAUCUUUCGACAAUCCAGCCCCCAAAAGAAUCCCGUUCCUCAACAUCCCAGACGACAAACCGAAAAGUGUGUGGACGCUAACUGAGGAGAGCUGUUUCACACACCAUAUCAUAAGAAGAAGAGACGGUUGCAGCGUCUGCGGAUCCAUUCCAAAUAUUGUCACCCCGCCGCCAAAGAAAAUCCCGUUCCUAAAGGUCACGGAUAACAGAUGGAACCGUGCGUGGAAUCAGUCCGUCGCACGGCACAUGGGUGGCGUGCUGCCUCCGCUGAACCCACAGGAAAAGCCCCCAACAUAUCAUUGUCCUCAUGUCCGUCGGCGCGUCCUGGAGGAGGAAAGACAUGAAAACGAAGAUGAUGUGAGGACUUCUAUUCGGAAAGCUGAAGCGGAGGCUCGGAGUGUCAAGAUCGCCCUUGGAGAUAAUUUCAUAGUCCUCAGUGGAUGGAAUGAGAGGAUAAAUAAACAAGAAAUUGAACUCCAGAGUCUCGAGAAAGAAUCCGAGACAUUCGACGAGUUGCAAUGUCAAGUUUUUCAAAGCCUCCCACCUGAGCUGCGGGAAAGUUUCGUCUGGGACCCAGACGAAACCAACCCAGAGGACGAGCAGACUGGACACCCGGAGCACAUGAUGCUGCUGAAAACGAUAAAAGAAGAGUUGGACGCAAUAGCUGUGCACCAGAAGGCCAUCGCUGGUGAGAUGAUGAGCAAGAAAGAGAAACUGGAAAGACUGAGGAUGGAAUGGAAGAUAACCUACCGGAAGAGGGACGAGAACUUCAAAUUGCUGUAGAACAUCAAUUUUAAAAUAAGGAAGCUAAGAGAUUCUCUCGAGGCCCUCAGAAUGAGUCGCAUGGAGCUCAUGAGAACCGUCAGAAAGUCAGUGAAGUGAACAGACACGCAAGAACUGCAAACCUGGACACAGCAGAAAACUUCUUGAGAUCAGGGAAGUAACAAGACCAAUACCCUACUAAAAUGCUAGCAUACUGUGUUGCUAAGGUAUGCUAGCUUGUUACUAGGGUAUUGCAGCUGGUAAGUAUGUGUUACUAGGGUGUUGUAGCUGGUAAAUAUAGCGUUUCAUCUGGUUGCUGUGUGAUAAGGUUUUUAAGUUGUUAACCAUGUCGCUAAGGUAUGCGUUGCUAGCUGGUAUUUAGGUAGGUGUUACUAGAGUUUUGUAGUUACAUUUACAUUUAGUCAUUUAGCAGAUGCUUUUAUCCAAAGAGACUUACAGAGAGUUCAGGUAGCAAUAAUCAAUAUGUCAUAAAGGAGCAAUAGUACAAUAGGUGCUAAUACAAAGUUGCUAGUUUCAACAAAAGCUAGAACAAUACCUGUUGAGGGAAAGAGAGAGGGUUAGUGUUUUUCUCUAGUUGGUUACUAGAGUGUUUAAUCUGGUUGCAAUGUGUUGUUAAUUUUCUUUAGCUGUUAACUGUGUGUGGCUACAGUAUGCUAGCUUGUAACUAGGGUUUUUUGUCUUGUAAUUAGGUGUUGCUAGGGUGUUUAAUCUGGUUGCUGUAUGUUAGGUUUUUCAGUUGUUUACUGUGUGUUGCUAAGGUAUGCAUCUGGUUGCUAGGGCAUUUAUUCUGGUUGCCAUAUGUUGUCAGGUUUUUAAGUUGUUAACUGUGUGUUGCUAAGGUAUGCUAUAGUUUGUUACUGGGGUGUUUUGUCUGGCAAAUAGUAGGGCUGUGCAGAAAUAUAGGUGCAUGUAACUAUAGCAAUACUUUUUUUCAGGAUAGUCUAUCAAUGGUGUGAUACCGCUACUUGUCAGUGAGUAAUGAAUUAAGGGGUAUUAUCGUUUGUUUUAGAUGUAAUGCAAUGUGUAUACUAGGGCUGGGCGAUGUGCUUAAUUUUUUUUAUCGAUAAUCGACUUUAAAAUCAUCGCGAUAUCCGAUAAUAUCGGGUGUGUUUGACUUCAUGCAACAUUGCGCAGAUGUUCAAUCUGCGGAUACGGACCAGGAGGGAAUUCGUUCCGGACCCGCCAAGUACCAAACAAACAUGCACGCGUACACACACACACACACACACAAGCGCGCCAUGUGCACAAACCAGUGUUGCAGACUUCUUUCAUCAGGUAAAGCGCGUAGAUAAACCGUAAAGCGCGUGGAUAAACCAUAAAGCUUUUAUGCAGUAGAAAAAUGUUGCAGGUUUCCUGAAAUUUCAUCCUACCCAUCAGAUUAUCCUACCAGGCACGCGAACAUCAAUGUUACGUCAUUUUUUUGCGCUAUAAAAUCAUCCUACCUGUUUAUUUUAUACUACUACGGGAAUACAGUAUGAUGGUGUAUUUUCUUUGUUAAACCAUUCUACAUAUUAUUUAAUACCUUUAGUACAAUUUGAUGGGGUGUUGCGCUGUAAAUUAAUCCUACAUGUUUCAUUUAUGCUUGUAGGAUAAUCUGACAGGGUAUUUACACUGUAAAUUUAUUUUAUGUGUUUAUUUUAAGAUGGUAGGUCUAUCUGACAGGGUAUUUUGCAUUGUUAAAUCAUCCUACCUGUUUAUUUUGUUGAUGUGGUUUAGAUUAUAUUAAGUUUUGCCCUGCGGUAGGAAUAUCUGACAGGGUAGGACAAUGCGAACACCGGUACAGGCCCGCGAGCCUGAGGUUUUGCUUUGCCGACGCAGCUCGUCUUUCUCUUGGUCCGUCUGUGCAGCGACUGGCAGAAAACAGCAGACUGACUGAACAAAAUAGCGUUUCCAAAAUUCUGUCACUGUUACUGACUGCCUGGGCACAUGAACAUUAACGUUCAUGCUAAAGCCUACAUCGCAUGAUAAUGUUAUAACACGUAUUUUCCAUUAUUAUCAAUUAUCGUCUGGUAUUUGCAAGACAUCGUCGAUAUACGAUAACAUCGUCACAUCGCAUAGCCCUAGUGUAUACACGAUUUAAAGGCGGGGUGUCCGCUUUUCUAUUAGCCGUUGUUGAUGUUCAAAACACCAAAACAAACACACCCCUAGCCCCAUCUUUCGCUUUCGUCAGCGCUCGGCUAAUGUCCGUCCUGUUCACUGUGCACCUUACUGCUGAUUGGCUACAAGGUUGUUUUGGUACUCGGCCCGACUCAGUUGUCUAAAGCGUAAUUCGGAAAUCGGUUACCCCGCCUUUAAGGUUAAAAAACGCUGUAUUUUCCACAUACCGUGCAUGUUUGUAUCUCCUCUUUGCUCCGCCUCUCUGAAACGCGCAGAUUUUUAACAAAGCUCAUGGCUCUGAAAAGCGAGGUGUGCUAUGAUUGGCCAGUUCACCAGUGUGUAGUGAUUGGUGGAAUACUGCAAGCGUGUGAGGGAAAUGUAACGCC